AUGGUGUUAGCCGAUUUGGGAAGAAAAAUUCGCAAUGCGAUCGGUAAACUCGGUCAAUCAACAGUUAUCAAUGAGGAAGAAUUGGAUGUUAUGCUUAAAGAAGUUUGUACAGCUUUGAUUGAAUCCGAUGUUCAUAUCAGACUUGUUAAACAACUCAAAGACAAUGUCAAGUAAGUGCUUUCAUAGUUUUCAUAUACAUUCAUUGAAUUCUUUUCUCUAGAUCCGAAAUUCGUAUCGAUGAAAUGACAGGAGGCGCGAAUAAAAGACGAUUUAUCCAAAAAACAGUAUUCAAUGAGCUCUUGAAACUUGUCGAUCCAGGAGUUACUCCAUUUACCCCAACCAAAGGAAAACGUAAUGUUUUUAUGUUUGUCGGUUUGCAAGGUUCCGGUAAAACUACAACUUGUACCAAAAUGGCGUAUUAUUAUCAAAGAAAAGGUUGGAAAACUUGUUUGAUUUGUGCUGAUACUUUCCGUGCUGGAGCUUUCGAUCAAUUGAAACAAAACGCAACAAAAGCAAGAAUUCCAUUUUAUGGUUCAUAUUCGGAAAUUGAUCCAGUCAAAAUUGCAGCGGAAGGAGUCGAAAAAUUCACUGUAAGCUGGUUUUCUUUGAUUAAUUUUCAUUAGAAAAUAAAUUGAUUUUCAGCAAGAAGGUUUUGAAAUCAUAAUUGUUGAUACAUCUGGUCGACACAAACAAGAAGCCUCACUUUUCGAAGAAAUGUUACAAGUUUCAAAUGCAGUCACUCCAGAUAAUGUUGUUUUCGUUAUGGAUGCCUCAAUUGGUCAAGCUUGCGAAGCACAAGCCAGAGCUUUCUCUCAAACUGUUGAUGUUGCAAGUGUUAUUAUUACUAAAUUGGAUUCACAUGCGAAAGGAGGAGGAGCACUUUCAGCGUAAGAAAAAAAAUCAUUUAUUAAAUAUUUCGUAUGUAAUUUUGAAUUUUUUAGCGUUGCUGUCACGAAAUCACCUGUAAUUUUCAUUGGUACCGGAGAACAUAUUGAUGACUUCGAAAUUUUCAAACCAAAAUCAUUUGUUCAAAAAUUGUUAGGAAUGGGAGAUAUUGCGGGACUUGUUGAUAUGGUAAAUGAUAUUGGAAUGCAAGAUAAUAAAGAACUUGUUGGACGACUGAAACAAGGACAAUUUACACUUCGUGAUAUGUAUGAACAAUUCCAAAAUAUUAUGAAAAUGGGACCAUUUAGUCAAAUUAUGGUAACUAUUUUUCGUUUCCAAAGUUUUUUAUUUUUCGAGAAAUAAUUUAUUCAUUUUGCAGAGUAUGAUCCCAGGAUUUGGCCCAGAAUUUAUGACGAAAGGAAAUGAACAAGAAUCUGUAAAUCGGCUGAAGAAAAUGAUGACAAUAAUGGAUUCAAUGAGUGAUAAAGAAUUGGAUCAUCCAAAAGCUUCGGAUUUAUUCACAAAAGAAUCGGCAAGAUUAGUUCGAGUUGCAAGAGGAUCGGGUAGUUUACAAAAUGAGGUCAAAGAAUUGUUAUCACAGUAUAAGAAGUUCUCGGAUAUGGUGAAAAAGAUUGGAUCGAUCAAGGGAUUGUUUAAUGUGAGUUUUUUUUCUGGGGGAGAAACAUUUGUCUGGAUAAUUCUUCAAAAUUCUUGGUCAGACCUGAAUUUCCAAAAAUUUUCUUCUAUCAAAUUUCGGACGAAAUCUCAUUAGAUUUACUAAACCCUUUUUCCAGGGCAAAACUGGUGAUAUGAAUCCAAAAAACAUGAAUCCUCAAAAAAUGGCGCAACUAAAUCAACAAAUGGCAAAAAUGAUGGAUCCACGAGUUUUGGCACAAAUGGGCGGUAUGGGCGGUUUACAGAAUAUGAUGCAACAAAUGGCACGAUCUGGAAAAAUGUAA
Molecule: messenger RNA, 1844 nt
Organism: Caenorhabditis angaria
Lineage: Eukaryota; Metazoa; Nematoda; Chromadorea; Rhabditida; Rhabditidae
Source: the annotation of a GenBank genome assembly